This is a messenger RNA of Maniola jurtina (meadow brown), 2699 nucleotides long. It is a transcript of the gene fat-spondin, whose product is annotated as spondin-1. Gene Ontology annotation, molecular function: serine-type endopeptidase inhibitor activity. Gene Ontology annotation, biological process: cell adhesion. Lineage: Eukaryota; Metazoa; Arthropoda; Insecta; Lepidoptera; Nymphalidae. The coding region runs from base 180 to 2489 and encodes 769 amino acids. The record is from RefSeq and is a predicted model, not a curated record. Gene Ontology annotation, cellular component: extracellular matrix. The transcript is spliced from 15 exons.
CUGUCGCUAGUGGCCGGUGUCGCGCGUCGCCGCCACAUGACAUCUGACCCCUUAUCAGCCGCGCUGCUAUCUGCCGCGUGCUCCGUCGCCUGCCGCACUCCGCAUCCCGGCGCGACGCCGACGCCUCACGCACACAACACAUUUAUUGGGUGAUUUUGGCAACAGAUUGACGUGCAGAGAUGUUGUGGGCGUGGUGCUUGGCGCUGGCGGCGGCCGCGCUGGGCUGCGAGCUGAUCCCGGGCGACGACGCGCCUCCCAAGUCGCCGGGAGACAACUUCUACCGCAUCCUCAUCAACGGGGAGGUGGAGAGAUACGCGCCUAACCAGCGCUAUGUUGUGACUCUCGUCGGCUCUCGGACCCACUCUGUCGUCCAGCAGUUCACUAAGUUCCAGCUGAAACUGGACCCCCUGGACCCGUCUGCUCCCAGGAGUCCUCGCAAGCAGGGCCAGUUCCAGCUCUUCGCAGACACCCUCACAAAGUUCGACGAAGAAUGCACCAACUCUGUGAUAGAAGCCGACGACCUGCCCAAGACCGAGGUGCAGGUCAUGUGGAAGGCUCCACCGGCUGGCUCUGGAUGUGUGGUGCUCAAGGCAAUGGUAUACGAAAAUGAGAGCAGAUGGUUCGCACAAGACGGGCAGUUGACCAAACGCAUCUGUGAAGAUACAUCGCUGUCCACACCCGAGUGUUGUGCUUGUGAUGAUGCUAAAUACAAGUUGGUAUUUGAAGGAUUGUGGUCACCACAAACGCACCCCAAGAACUUCCCCGUGCAGGCGCUGUGGCUGACACACUUCUCUGACGUCAUCGGAGCCACGCACCCCAAGAACUUCACCUUCUGGGGCGAGGGAGAAAUCGCUACUGAUGGUUUUAGAUCUCUAGCAGAGUGGGGCUCCGUAGGGCUCCUGGAGCGCGAGCUGCGCCAGCAGGGCCCCGUGCUGCGCUCCAUCGUGAAGGCGGCCGGGCUGUGGCACCCGCGCCUCAACCAGAACACCAGCGCCGCUUUCACCGUCGACAGGAAGAGGCACUACCUCUCCCUCGCUUCCAUGUUCGGGCCAUCCCCCGACUGGGUGGUGGGCGUGAGCGGCCUCAACCUCUGCAACAAGGACUGCACUUGGGCCGAGGAUAAAGUCAUCGACCUCUUCCCCUAUGAUGCCGGCACUGACGACGGCAUCUCUUACAUGUCACCAAACGCCGAAACAACCCCCCGUGAGAAGAUGUACCGCAUCACCACCAUGUACCCCGAGGACCCGCGCGCACCCUUCUACAACCCCGAGCAGCAGGAGAUGAACCCCAUGGCGAGGCUCUACCUGAGGAGGGAGAAGCUCAUCCCGCGCUCCUGCGACGAGGAGCUGCUGCAGAGCCUUGUCGUGGAGGAGGCAGAGAAUACAGAGUCGACGAAUAGGCCGGAAUGCGCCGUCACCGAAUGGGGCGCGUGGUCUGCGUGUUCGGUGACGUGCGGCAAGGGGCUGCGCAUGCGCACGCGCGACUACCGCAUGCCGCAGAAGGCGCAGAUGUUCUCCUGCGACCGCCAGCUCGUCUCCAAGGAGAUGUGCGUCGCCGCCGUUGCUGAAUGCGAAGGCGACAGCGCCAACGAGGCGGACUCGGACUUCAGCGCGGCGCCCGUGGAGGACGUGUCGGGCAUCUGCAAGACGUCGGAGUGGGGCGCCUGGAGCGAGUGCUCCGUCACCUGCGGCGUGGGCAUGAACACACGCCGCCGCCACUUCCUCAACCAGAUGGGGCUCAAGAAGUGUCCACUCGUGCACAUCGAGGAGAACCGGAAAUGCAUGCAGCCGCAAUGCUCGGAGGCGGACUUGCAAGCCGACAUCUCGGACCCGACGUGCCCCACCACCGAGUGGUCGGCGUGGUCGCCGUGCUCCGCGUCGUGCGGGCGCGGCGUGCGCUUCCGCACGCGCCUGCUGCUCGUGCCCGCCGAGCAGCAGCAGACGUGCUCCGCGCGCGUCGAGCUCAUGCAGCAGCGCACGUGCCAGGAGAAGGAGGACUGCACCAUCGACAUGCUCACUGCCAAGCGUAUCUGCAUGGAGGUGCCGGAGCAGGGCCCGUGCCGCGGCGUGUACCAGCGCUGGGCGUUCGCGGCCGCCAAGGGCAUGUGCGUGCCCUUCAACUACGGCGGCUGUCGCGGUAACCAGAACAACUUCAUCUCGCAGCAAGACUGCCUUAACACCUGCAGCCUCAUACUCGGAGGAGGUGCGCCGGGCGCAGCGGUCCCCGCGCCGACGCAGUUCGCGGCGCCCGUCAGCACCAACUACCCCGGCCUCCGCGUCAGCUCCAUCGAACCAGCACCGCCGGCCAGCAAUGCGAUAGGAAGCAACGACUGUCAGCUCAGCGGCUGGGGCGAGUGGAGUCGCUGCAGCGUCACCUGCGGCAUCGGCUACCAGGAGCGCAGCAGGACUGUGCUGGCUCAGCCAGGGCCGGGCGGCGCGCCCUGCCCCGCGCGCCUCAGCCGCAGGCGUCGCUGCUCCAGGUCCUGCUAGACAACUUGUCUUCAUCACCAACUCUACAUACUGUCCGUGUCAAGUGAAUUGGAUUCAGUGAUGCCAAAGUGAUGCCAUAGAUGUCAAAGUGUUCUUCAUGAGCUUUGAUGUUAAGUUUCACCAAAGAAUGCGCCGAUACAGAGUGGCUUCUACUUAAGUAAUUAUUCACUUUUAUUUUUAAGCAACAAAAUAAAUAAUAGAGAAAUUCAA